UAUUUAGUCUUAACUGUGACCCAUUUUUAAUUAAAUGCCAUUAAUCACCGAAUAUGCCUUCUCCCAAAUUCUCUAUGCCUCUCCCUUCUAGCUUCGGCGACUCAUUUUUGCCCUUUUUCCCCCCCUAGAAACCCCACUUCCUCACGCCAAGCAUAUCCCCUUUAAUAUUCUACCGAUUCCCCCAUUAUAAAAAACCGCUCACUCCCUUUCUACCUUCUCAUCUUCCUCGUCACUCAGAUAUUUUUGCUCUUCCUUUCGAUUCGAUUUUCUCUGUCGUUUUUGUUUCUGCGAUUCAAUUUCUCGCAGAUUUUUUGUUUUCCUGUUUUUGGUUUUUCUUUUUGAGAGUUGAGAUCUGUCGGGAAUGAAGUUCGGGAAGCGACUGAAGAAACAGAUUAUGGAGUCGCUGCCGGAAUGGCGCGACAAUUUCCUGUCGUACAAGGAGUUGAAGAAGCUGGUGCGGCUGAUAUCGGAGGCGCCGCCGUUGCCGGACGGAGAGAGGGAGUAUGGGAAGGCGGAGGCUGAGUUUGUGUAUCUGUUGAACAACGAGAUCGACAAGUUCAACAACUUCUUCAUGGAGCAGGAGGAGGAUUUCGUGAUCCGGCACGAGGCGUUGGAAGAGAAGAUGAAGGAAGUGAGAGAGAGAUGGGGACCAAAUGGAAGUGAGGCUUCAGAAGCGAACUACAGAGAGGAGAUAGCGAAGAUCAGAAAAGAUAUGGUUGAUUUCCAUGGCGAGAUGGUCCUGUUAGUUAAUUACAGUAGCAUCAAUUACACUGGAUUGGCAAAAAUACUGAAGAAAUACGACAAGAGGACAGGUGGGUUGUUGAGGCUACCAUUCAUACAGAAAGUACUGGAGCAACCCUUCUACGCCACGGAUCAAAUCUCCAAACUGGUCAAGAAAUGUGAGGGAAUGAUGGACGUGGUGUUCCCGGCGGCGGAGGAAGAACUGGCAGAGAGGGCCAGAGAAGCGAGAGAUGCCAUUACGGUCGCCGGAGAAGGCAUCUUCAGGAACACCGUGGCAGCUCUGCUGACCAUCCAGGAGAUCAGAGCAGGAAGCUCCACUCAGAGUGCCUUCUCUUUGCCUCCUCUGAAUAUGCCUGAUUCUCACCUCAUUCAGGCCUUUCAGCUCAAUUCCACCAUCCCCACUAAUUGAUAUUGAUACUACAGAUUUCAUACUGGUCAGUUGUAUACUUGCUAGGAGAUCAGUCUAGGAAUAUACUUAUAUAUAUAUAUAUAUAUAUAUAUAUAAACACGCCAGCAGAUUAUACAAGUCCUUGUUCCACAGCUUUGAUCAAUAUGGUUUUUUUUUAUAAAAAAAAUUCAUUUAUAAGAUCAUACAAACUCUUGAUCUUGAA
Messenger RNA from Neltuma alba, 1352 nucleotides. Its product is annotated as SPX domain-containing protein 3-like. Gene Ontology annotation, biological process: cellular response to phosphate starvation. Bases 362 to 1150 code for a protein of 262 amino acids. The record is from RefSeq and is a predicted model, not a curated record. The transcript is spliced from 3 exons. NCBI's taxonomy places the organism in Eukaryota, Viridiplantae, Streptophyta, Magnoliopsida, Fabales, Fabaceae.